ACCACCAAGGUCACGUGACGCGUUAUCCCAUGUGACCAACGGGGAGGCGUCGUUUCAUCGUAGAAGUAAACUUCGGAGCAAGAGUCAACACACGACAAAUACUCAGUUUAUGCACCGGACGUUCUAUGUAUCGCUUCAAGAGCUCCAAGUACAAAAAUGCCACACCUAAGGUGCCAAAGAAAGGCGAGGGCUGGGUCCUGGACAUAUCUGUCGGCGCACCGCAGUCAUUCGGCAACCACAUAAAGGCCAGCGCUUUGCACAAGGUCUUCAGUGUUGACAACCGAGGAGGUGGAAGCCUGGGCGUCUUGCCGCUGGAUGACACGGGAAAAAAGAGCAGGAACUGCCCGUUACUUCAUGCACAUUCCGACUUCAUAACUGACUUUGAAUUUUGUCCGUACGAUGACGGCCUCCUGGCUACCUGCUCCCACGACGCCACCAUCAAAAUCUGGAGGAUUCCGGAUGGCGGUGUUGUACCCAACGUGCCCCAAAAUUCUGAACUUGUGCUUCAACCUGGCAAGUCUCGCAUUGAGAACUUGUCUUUUAAUCCAGCUGUGGACUGCCUCCUGGCUGCAGCCACAGACAGUGCUCUGCAAAUCUGGGACCUAGUCAACCAAUCCGAGCUUGGCACCAAUUUGAAACACAAUGAGCUGGUACAGAGCUUGAGCUGGCGAGGUGAUGGCAACCAACUUGUGAGCUCAGGGAGAGACAAGAAGCUGAGAGUGUGGGACCCCAGGGCGCCAAGCGAGUCACUUCAUGCACCUGGCCAUGCAAAUAACCGAGACUCCCGGGUACUCUGGUUGGGAAACACCGACUACAUUCUUUCAACUGGUUUGGGCAGUGCAAGGGAGCGUGAGGUGUGCCUUCGAGAUGUCCGGAGGUUUGACAUUCCCUGCACCAGUUGGUCCGGUGACAGUGCCAUGGGAGUUUACAUACCACUGUAUGACCCCGACACCAACAUGCUGUUCCUGGCUGCUAAGGGUGACACCACAGUCAACUUUUGGGAGGUCACAUUCAAAGAGCCCUUUCUGAGCGAAGCAUCCAAGUACAUGGGUGAAGUGCAGACUAAAGGAGUGGGCCUGGUGCCCAAGCGCGCCCUGAAGGUGAUGGAUGGCGAAGUGAACAGAGUGCUCGUUCUUGGCCAAGACUGCAUUGUGCCCAUCUCCUACCAGGUGCCCCGCAAGACCUACAGGGACUUCCAUGCAGAUGUCUUUCCGGACACGCAGGCUCCAUCUCCAGCUACAACUGUGCCUGACUGGCUGGCUAAGAUCACCUGCAAGCCCAUUCCCAGGGUGAGCUUGGACCCAGCACGGAGGCCCAAGGAGGGCCUGGUGCGCACAGGACACCAGCUGGGGUCUGGCCAUUCAUCUCUGGCAGCUGCUGCAUCCCAAGAGAAGGACAUCAAUCUGGUGCCAGCCGAGUACUCAAGCGAAGAUUUCGGUGCCAAGAUCCUUUCAGAAAAGCCGAUUCCAGCUCCCAAGCCGGCUCCACGAACCAAAGUGAACCGUUGGGAAGACACCUCAGCCAGCACUAACGGCCUCAACGGGGACACUCCCGCAUUCCUGCAUAAAACAAUGCCUCAAACUCGCUCAACUAUGGCCUCCAGUACAGGACCCUCUGCAGCCCCCAGGAGCGCUCGCCGACAGCCAUCACGCAACGAGGGACGUGGCUUCAAAGUGCGAGUAUCCAAGUACCGGCACCUGAAUGGUUCUGUGGGCAGCCGGGACACUCAGAUCACCAACCUGCCACCCAUGUGCAAAACACUGCCUGGCGAGAGUGAAGGCUUCCGCGCCAACAUCGAGCGCCUUGCCCUGCCCUUGGCCAUCUCGGGUGGCCAUCUGGCAAUCCUAGAGCUGUCCAAGAGAGGCCGUCUACAAUCUGGAGUUGUUCCCAGCCUCAUCUGUGGGACCAGCAUCAUGGACUUUGCCUGGGACCCCUUUGACAACAGGCGCAUUGUCAUAGCAUGCGAUGAUGGCCGCAUUCGCGUGUGGACUGUUCCCGAGGGUGGCUUGCAUGAAAGCCUGACAGACCCAGACUUUGAGCUGAAGGGCCACACUGAAAAAGUCCACUUUGUGAAAUUCCAUCCGAAGGCUGCCGGUGUUCUGGCCUCUGGAUCCCAUGACCUGACUGUGAUCAUCUGGGACAUGGAGACUCACCAGUGCAAGAUUCGCCUUCAAGGACAUACUGACCAGAUUUUCAGUUUGGCAUGGGAUCCGAACGGUGUCUUUCUGGCCACCGUGUGCAAAGACCAGAAGCUGCGUGUGUACGACCCUCUGAGGAGUGAGCUACCCGUGCAGGAGGGCCUGGGACCCACGGGCACUCGUGGAGCCCGAGUCACCUGGGUGCUAGGAGGGAGCCACCUGGUAACCACGGGAUUUAACAAAGUCUCUGAACGACAAGUGAGCCUUUACGACAGCCAGUCGCUCUCAGCCCCCCUGACAACAGAGGGCAUCGAUGUCAGCCCAGCCAUACUGAUCCCCUUCUAUGACGAGGACAGCUCAACACUGUUUCUCACUGGAAAGGGGGACUCGACCAUCUUUGCCUUUGAGGUUGCCCUGGAUGCACCCUAUUUGUUUCCCCUGUCACACUACAAGUGCCCAGGGGGGCCCCACCAGGCAGUGGCCUUUCUGCCCAAGUUGGCCUGCCGUGUGGCUGAAGUGGAGUUUGCUUGUGCCUUCAGGCUGACCACAACCAGCGUGGAGCCACUGUCAUUCAGAGUGCCAAGGCUGCGGUCCGAGCUGUUCCAGGAUGACCUGUUUCCUGACACACGUGUCACCUGGCAACCAGCCCUGACAAGCGAGGAGUGGUUUGCGGGUGUGACAAGAGCACCGAAAUACAUCAGCAUGCGUCCUCCAGACAUGGAAUGCUUGUCUGAGGCUCCGGAAGUGCGUCCUCCUGCUCCACAUGUUCCCAGGCUACCACAGGAUGUCACUCUGGACUUUGAAGGAGACCUGACUCUCUCCAGCUCUGUCAUCGAGAGCAACAGGGAGAAAGAGGAACAGAUUAUAAAUUCCAUGAAGUCCAAGAUAAGCAACCAUCAUGACGCCCUUCCGCAGGAUAUGUUUGAGGGGGUGGAUCCGAAAGAAUGGGACGAAGACGUCUGAACUGCAGAGGCAGAUUAAAGCCCACCUCGCCUUGCACCAUCAGCUUUAGGAGGGAGUGCCAAGCGAAAGCAUUGAAGGAAUAUUGUUUCUAAGUUAUUGCAAUAUGUUCAACUUAAUCUCACUUGAACUCUUGUAAAUUAUUUUCACUCUUGCUUUCCCAAAAAAACUGCCUAAAAAUAUCAUCAGCACUGCUUGUGUGAGCUUUGUUGAACCAGUAGAAAGAUUGAGGUGAAGCCAUCAUUGCAGCCCGAGUUUUUUUUACCCCUAUCAAAAAUUACAUUUUGUGAGCAGGCAUGCGCAUUGCUUAGAUUUUUAACCUUCUCUUAUUUUAGUUUAGAGUUGAAGAACAUGUAUUCUUUGAUUUUAGUUUGGUCUAGGAGUAAUGUAUUAAAGAAAUGAAUUUAAGUAAUGAUUGAAACAAGUGAUCUGAAAGCUUAAUACUCAUGAAGAAAGGAAUUGGUCACCAUUUCCAGGUGUUGCACACCAGUGUGUUGUUUGCUCACAGUAACAUUUUCUUUUAUAUUCUUGGAUCCUUGAACUGAAUGUACACCAUAUUGAUUGCAAACAUGACAUACGCUUUACACCACACGAUCCAGCACUGUCAAAGCAAAGUAUAUACUUAAGGCUGUAUGACUGCUUAACUAGUCACACUAAUACCUGAAGUCUGAUAUUCACAGACUGGUGUGUAUUCUGAAAUGACAUGUCUGUGUGCAAGCAAUGAAGUGCUUACUAUUGUUCCAACUUGACUAUUAAAGUUAUUUUAAAGCAACAGCUUUCUUUUAAACUGCUGUGGGUGAUGCCUUUCUUUUUAUAGCUGUGUUGUGCUUGAAAUAAAAAAGACUGAGAAAGGAUUCAAAUGAGUGACUAUAUUAUACCAAUCUUGGUGUCAUCAAUUUACCUAGACUUUCAUCAGUACAAGCUCUACAUAUGUUGUUUAUUUGGUGUUAAGUUGUUGUGUGAACAAGUUGAAGUGUGCAACAAAAAUGGUUUGAUUGCGCAACAAGGCAUUUUUCUUUUUUUUUUGCUUCCUUCCUUUCCAAGUCUCAGAAUAAACUAUCAUGUUUGAAUA
Molecule: messenger RNA, 4170 nt
Organism: Rhipicephalus microplus (southern cattle tick)
Lineage: Eukaryota; Metazoa; Arthropoda; Arachnida; Ixodida; Ixodidae
Product: coronin-7
Molecular function (GO): protein binding
Source: RefSeq, a predicted model, not a curated record